UGAAUCAGUUGGAUUUCAGAACAUCGGACGGGCGGGCGUGUAUAGAAUGGAUCGUUAACCACAUCAGCAGUUUUUUUUUAAUUCCGCCUUCUAGCAGUGUUUGUUUAUACCUUUCGGCACACUAUCCGCAAAUCCUUCUCGAUCGUGGUGCUUUAAAUUUAUUUAUCUUUGCAUUUAAUUUACUGUCGUCCCGAUUUCACAUCGAGAAGGCGGCCGCACCAAGUUUGAAAGCGGCUUUUCAAGAGUAGUAUACCUACUCGUUAUUUUUCAAUAUCGCUGUGUCAACGCAUCAGGCAGCCAUCAGGAUGGUGAAGAAAAUUUCAGAAGAGAGUGUAGAUAGCGGCGUAGGCCGUUGCAGCAGUCAGUCAUCGAGCGAGCGAGAAUCCGACGAGAGUCCGAGAAGCUCGGAGCCGUCGGCGCCCGUUCCCAUACCUGACAACGAGGACCUGCAGCGGCGCAAGGAGGAGGCGCGAAGGAAGCGCCGGAGGAAGAAGCGCUCUGGGAGCUCGGUGGUCACAUCGUGUUUCCAAGACCUGUACAAGCUCACGGGCGAAGUAUUGGGCGAGGGUGCGUACGCCUCGGUGCAGGCAUGCGUGAACAUCUACACUGGGCAGGAGUUCGCCGUGAAGAUCAUCGACAAAGUGCCGGGGCACGCCCGCGCCCGGGUGUUCCGCGAGGUGGAGACCUUCCACUACUGCCAGGGACACCCAAACAUAAUCCAGCUCAUUGAAUUCUUUGAGGACACAGACAAGUUUUACCUUGUCUUUGAGAAGAUCAACGGUGGGCAGCUCCUAUCCCGCAUCCAAGAGCACCACUACUUCUCCGAGCCGCAGGCGGCCGAGAUCGUGCGCGAGAUCGCGAACGCCCUGCACUUCCUGCACGGCAAGGGCGUGGCGCACCGCGACCUCAAGCCGGAGAACAUACUGUGUGUGCACACCGACCGGCUGUGCCCCGUCAAGAUCUGCGACUUUGAUCUUGGUAGCGGCAUCAGCUUCACGUCCAGCCUCGCGGGGCCGCUGGCCACGCCGCAGCUCAUGACACCGGUGGGCAGCGCGGAAUUCAUGGCCCCAGAGGUGGUGUCUUUGUUCGCGGGCUCGGCGGCGACGCACUACGACAAGCGCUGCGACCUGUGGUCGCUCGGCGUGAUCGCGUACAUCCUGCUGUGCGGCUACCCGCCGUUCCGCGCGGACUGCGGCGCCGACUGCGGCUGGGAGCGCGGCGAGAACUGCCGCGCUUGUCAGGACCUCCUCUUCACUUCCAUACAGGAGGGGAGGUACACGUUUCCCGAGGAGGAGUGGGCGCACAUCAGCGACGACGCCAAGGACCUGAUCCGCCAGCUGCUGGUGCGCGAGGCGCGGCGGCGGCUCAGCGCCGAGCGCGUGCUGCAGCACCCCUGGCUGCGCCGCGCCAGGGCCGACCACGACGCAGACCAUUAUCCGCCGCUGCAGACGCCUAUUAAUAUUAAGCGCAACAUGUCGGCGCGCAACCUGUCCAACUUCGCGGAGUCGGCGAUGGCGGUGAACCGCGUGAUCCAGCAGCACUUCUCCAUGAACUACUCGUACCUGGAGCCGGCGGCGCCGCUGCGCUCCAGCAAGUCGUGCCAGCCGGCGCCGGCGCCGCUGCCCGCGCCCGCGCGCACGUGCCGCGCGCCGCUCGGCCUGUCCCCGCCCGCCGACAGCACGCUGCUGCGCCGCCGCCUGCAGGCCGCGCUGGCGCACUAGCACACCCGCACCCGCACCCGGUGUCCGAGGAGCGCCAGCGCCGUGCCCGGCUCUACCGUGCGAUCCCUGCUAGCGCCAGCAAAAAAAAAAACAAAAACGAUUGCGAACGCAGACCUGUCACGGUCGCUAGAAACCGACGCGAGCUCGAAAAACACUUCCGAAUGGAAAACCUGCGGUCGCUAGCAGUGAUCGCGUUAAGUUGAUAAUCAAAACUCGUUAACUCUUUUAACGGUAGAUAAUUAGAUCCUGAAAUAUCUUUGUUUCGAGUUGAUUUUGUGAGGCUGAUCCUAAUGUAGAUGUCGUACUUGAAUCGUGAGAUUGAGGAAUUUUAAAUUACUGGAUCUUAUGAUUGCACUGUAAGAGAUUAAACGAGUUUUGAUUGUUACCAGCGAAGAAUAUAACCACCGAUCUGUUCAAGAUUGUAUUCGCAUAAUAAGUUACUACAGAUUGAUAGUGGCACUCUUCCUAUUUCGCUGGUUAGUUUAGAGUCUAGACGUUUUGAUUUUCUGUAAAACGGCUGCGAUACGUUAAUAUUAUUCGUAGUUAUCGCUUGUAGGCCACAUAUUUAUUGAAUUCCUUUCAGUUUUUAUGUAGGCGAAUUUUUUAAAACAAAUUUUAUCAACGUUUCGUCAGCCGUAUUAGACACAGAAUAAUGAUUACGUAGCAUUUUGUCACUUAAUUUUAGAAUUCUCUGUCUAAUUUUGAGCAUGAAAAAAAUGUACGUAAAUGAUACAUCGGCGUCUAGUUAUUCAUGAAUGUUGUGAACUUGGCACGGCGCUCGCCCCAGCGUAGCUGUAGAGCGGACGGCGCUCGGGCGUCAGACACUCUGUGCCAACGGAUAUUCUCCAGUGAUACGUCCGAUCGCAACCACGUGAACGGUACUUAUAGAGCUGUAAACAGUUUUAUUUGAGCCUUUUAAAGAUAUAUUUUUAUGAAUAAAUAAAAACGACUGAAUAGUUUUUAUCGAUAGAGUAUUGUGAGUUUAUGUUGGCGGUGCGGAGGCCCGCUCGGACCCCGCGCGGUCUUUAAACGACGUAUUAAUAUUGAGAUAGUUAUCCCGUUCUACUAAAUAUCGACGCAGAUUUAAUAUUAUUAUGUUUGGAUUUAUAAAAUCCGUCAAUUGAAAUUUUGAGCUUACUUGUGUAAUUAUUUUCGAGGCCUAUCCUUUGCAAUAUUGUAAAAUAUUCUAUUUUCGAAGGAGUUGUUCGGAAACUAGUCUGUUAUGUGAUUGUUUUUUUGCAUUUUACCAACGAUGGAAAACCCACAUCUCAUUAAUUAAGAAUGAAUCGACCCUUUUGUAUAAGAAGUUGAAGGCAAUAUGUGACAUUUAGCUACGAACGCAAGAAUGCUGUCGCUCGAUUGUUGUGAGAAUGAAUCAAAUUCGCUUUGUAAUAAAAUAGUGUUAAUAAAUUGUAAUAGCAUUUGUGAGCCGAUUGUUUGAAAUGUCAUAUAUUUCUGGAGCUGUGGUACGUUAAGUGCAUGGAGUUCCAUGGGACUGCCAUAUGAACAUGUGAUCAGUUUGAAUACUUUUAUAUUGCUGAGCGAGAGAAGUGUUGAAGUAGUGUUAAGUGUAGACCUGCUAGACUGUGUCCUGCGUCCUUGAUUGGAAAAAGAAAUAAACAUACAAAUACCAUCCUCACCUACAUUUGGAUUCUUUUUAUGAUUUAUUUAAAUACAAUUUAAUUUACAUUUAAAACAUACUAUUUUAUUAUGUGGCUUUAUCCAAUGAAACCUGAACUUACGCAGAUUCUUGUUAAAAAUUUGUUUUCGACUAAAUCAUUGAUUUGAAAUGUCAUUGAAUACAGAUGUUUGAAUUUUGAAA
Molecule: messenger RNA, 3543 nt
Organism: Leguminivora glycinivorella
Lineage: Eukaryota; Metazoa; Arthropoda; Insecta; Lepidoptera; Tortricidae
Gene: Lk6
Product: MAP kinase-interacting serine/threonine-protein kinase 1-like
Exons: 7
Coding region: 306-1721 (471 amino acids)
Biological process (GO): intracellular signal transduction; peptidyl-serine phosphorylation; protein autophosphorylation
Cellular component (GO): nucleus; cytoplasm
Molecular function (GO): calcium/calmodulin-dependent protein kinase activity; ATP binding; calcium-dependent protein serine/threonine kinase activity
Source: RefSeq, a predicted model, not a curated record